Molecule: messenger RNA, 1103 nt
Organism: Capsella rubella
Lineage: Eukaryota; Viridiplantae; Streptophyta; Magnoliopsida; Brassicales; Brassicaceae
Product: putative small RNA degrading nuclease 4
Exons: 11
Coding region: 63-1103 (346 amino acids)
Cellular component (GO): nucleus
Molecular function (GO): exonuclease activity; nucleic acid binding
Source: RefSeq, a predicted model, not a curated record
CUUCCUUAAGAGAGAGUAAACUACAAACAUCACCCCGGCUCUGGAAAAAUUGAUUGGUACCUAUGGAGAACAAAGAUGCAAUGAACCGUCAGGCUAAUCGUCUUAUGAUUGAAAAGUUCAAGCAGGAACCUCCGGUUAAUGACACUCCUGAACAGAAGGUAGUUCGGUUGACUGUUGAGCAUCCUCAAUACCGACAAGACUAUUCGUUUUAUUCUUACUCCAAGGACUGGCUUGUAUCCGAUGCUGGAAUGAAAACGUCGAUGAUUUCAAACCAAAUGGUAGCUGUUGAUUGUGAGAUGGUUCUCUGUGAAGAUGGGACUGAAGGUGUGGUUAGAGUUGGCGCUGUUGACCGCAAUUUAAAGGUGAUUCUUGAUGAAUUUGUGAAACCGCACAAACCUGUUAUUGACUAUAGAACAGCUAUUACUGGAGUUACUGCUGAAGAUAUCAAAAAAGCUACUCUCUCUCUGGUUGAUAUACAGGCAAAAUUGAGUCCGUUUCUUUCUACGGGUACAAUUUUGGUUGGUCACAGUUUGUACCAUGACUUGGAAGUGUUGAAGAUAGAUCAUCCCAUAGUAAUUGAUACGUCACUCGUGUUCAAGUUUCCCAAUGCUCGAAAGUUCAGAAGACCCUCACUUAACACCCUUUGCAUGGCUAUGUUGGGGUACGAAGUCCAAAAGACUGGUGUUUCUCAUCAUUGCGUACAUGAUGCAGCUGCUGCAAUGAAACUUGUACUUGCCCUUAUGGAGAAAAGAAUUGACACAACAGUCAUACUAACUAGAGAGAUGCAGGAGGAUGAGAAAUCAAGAUUCUUUCUACAUAGAAUCCCUACCUAUCUGCCAAGUACAGAGCUCGAACAAGUUCUUUCUCGAGAGUUUCGUUCCAAAGAGUUUAAAAUUGAAGUCAAGCCAGCAAAAGUACAGGGAGGAAACUACUGUGCAGUUGUUGUUUUUGGUAGCUCAAAAGAGGCAAAUCAAGCAUUUGCAAACAUUAAUGGAUGCCAAGAGAGGGAUUCGUUGGGGCUGCCACGGAAACGCAUUGUCUUCAGGCUGAGUUGUUGUCCAAGUGCUAGUUUAUUUGUUCGUAAAAUGGCUUAUGAUGAAUGA